Molecule: messenger RNA, 1209 nt
Organism: Penicillium antarcticum
Lineage: Eukaryota; Fungi; Ascomycota; Eurotiomycetes; Eurotiales; Aspergillaceae
Product: rRNA-processing protein LAS1
Exons: 4
Coding region: 1-1209 (402 amino acids)
Biological process (GO): maturation of LSU-rRNA; maturation of 5.8S rRNA
Cellular component (GO): preribosome, large subunit precursor; Las1 complex
Molecular function (GO): endonuclease activity
Source: RefSeq, a predicted model, not a curated record
AUGGCAAAGGUCAUUUUCACAGCUUGGAAGUCCAAGUCUGAAUUACUCGACGUGCGGAACGAGUUUUAUCCCACUUCUUCCUUCGAAGGUCCUGAUUUGCGUGCUCAUGGCUGUGCAGUGGUCGAAGCCUGGAAGCUACGUGGCAAUGUGCCACAUCACGUUGAGGCCACUGCCUUGUUAACAGAUGCUAUUCUUCACGAUGAUGCGCAGAGCAAUUCCAUCUUUUCUAUUCGGGCGACUUAUUCGGCUGCUUUCUGUCGCUUCGUCACUGGUCUUGUAGACACAAAAAUCCAUGGCGUCCGCCGAACAAUGUUCCAACGCGCAAUGGACCUAGGCCUCCCAGCCUCCUUUGUGGAACUCCGCCAUGAAGCAACCCACCGCGAGCCACCAUCCCUAGUCGUCCUGCGCAAAGCAGCGCAGCGCUCUCUAGAGUGGCUCUGGGACAAUUACUGGGCUGGUAUAGCUGAUGCAAGCUAUGCGCCUGUAUUGGACCACGGUGAUGGUACGUCUGUCAAAGCUGCGCUGGAAGAAGCGCUGCAGCCUCUGCUUUCCGGUGUGGAUGUCGAUGGACAAGCCAUUUCCAAGAAGCGGAAGCGUGAUUUCGGUGUCUCGGUUGCUAUGCAGAUUAUUUCUAUUUGUAAUGUUUCUGCUGGUGCCGUGAGGGUUUUGGCUGGGGUUUUGCUUGAGAGGGGGGUUCUUGUUCCAGAGGAGAGGCAAUUUGGAGAGACUUUGAACGAUACGUUCAGAGAAUGGGACCCUGUCCUGCAAAGGGUUGCAGAGAGCCAUCCUUCAUUCUUAAGGCAUCUGGUCGAAGACAUGGUCAAUGACCUCGCCUUCAAGAGCCCAGACGAUGCAGCUGAGAGCCCCUCAUCUGAAGCCAUAUACUUGUGGCUAUCUCACAUCCUCACACAUUCGUUCUGGGAGUUCCACAGGCAAUCAUGUCCGCAGAGCUAUGUUCUACAAGCUUGCGAUGAGAGUCCGCACCACUUUACGAAAUUGUUGAGUCGACAUGUAAAGAAGCAGGUCGAUGGGACUAAGAAGUCUCACCACUCUCGAUCUGCUGCCAAGAAUCGUGUCUCGAAGACCCAAUCUACCGGCAACGGUUCAUCAAGUGCUGCCUCCCAGCUCUCGGAGAAGCUGCAGCAGCAUGGAUGGGGAUUUGUAGAGAAGUGGGAUAAUCGGUCUCUGGGCGUUGUUUCUAGUAAUUAA